CGACUCUUAACGUCUUUUAAAUUCACUCCUUCGCAAUCACUCCUCCAGUCCGCUGCGAUGUACUCCCAAAACGUCACCCAGGUGGGCAUCAUGGGCGAAACCCUCCACGACAGACCCAGAAGAAGCGUCUUCAUGGAAAGUGGACUCAACAGCGCCGCUUCCUACCACGCACCCACCAAAGUGGCCCCUGCACCCAUCAAAUUCGUCAACAAACCCAGCGACGCCUUCUCCGACCCUAGCAAGAAGUACGGAGUGAUUUACGAAGGCUUGAAACCGCUGCACCUUUUGAUGAGGAUCGUGGGCAUUUUCCCCAUCGCGGCUAUGGAAAAUCGGGUGUUUAGAUUGGUACCGCAGUGGCUGGGGUACUCGGUGGUGGUUUUCUUGGUUAUGGUGGGCUACAUUGGGUAUCUGGAGUGGGACUCGGUGGAGAUCGUGCGGUCGCAGGAGGGUCGCUUCGAGGAGGCGGUUAUCGAUUAUUUGUUCACUGUGUAUUUAUUGCCCAUCGUUAUCAAUCCCAUUGUGUGGUAUGAGGGGAGGAAGAUGGCGAGUGUGAUUACGGACUGGGUUUUCUUCGAAGCGAUAUACUACAAGGUGACGAAGAAGAAGUUGGAUCUUUUUUUUGGAAAUAAACCAGUGAUUGUGGCGGUGGUUUUACCCUUUGUCGCGUGCGCUACCAUGGUGCUGACCCAUAUUACCAUGGCGCAUUUCAAGGUAGUACAGGUGAUCCCCUACUGCUACAUCAACAGCGUAAUCUACCUCAUCGGGGGCUUCUGGUUCAUGCAGUGCGACGUAGUAGGAAAAGUAGCCACUCAAGUCGCUAACGACUUCCAAAUGGCCCUACGUCACGUCGGCCCCACGUCCCAAAUGGCCGACUACCGCGCCCUCUGGAUGCUCCUAAGCAAGCAAAUUCGAGACGUGGGCAACGCUUCAGGAUACACCGUCACCUUCCUCUGCCUAUACCUCUUUCUUAUCAUAACUUUGACAAUCUAUGGUCUUUUGUCGCAGCUACAAACCGGCUUCAACAGCAAAGACAUCGGUUUGAUGGUGAACGCGGCUUUGGCUGUCGCCAUUCUGUACUUCAUUUGCGAUGAGGCUCACUACGCGUCGAACUGCGUGAGGGUGCAAUUCCAGAAGAAGCUGCUUCUGGUGGAGCUGACGUGGAUGAACGAAGACGCUCAGCAAGAGAUUAACAUGUUCUUGAGGGCGACGGAGAUGAGCCCGACGGAUAUGUGUCUUGUGGGAUUCUUCGAUGUCAACAGGAACUUAUUCAAGUCGCUUUUGGCUACGAUGGUCACGUACCUGGUUGUGCUUUUGCAGUUCCAGAUAAGCAUCCCCGAGGAUGCGGGAGACGUCGGGAACAACACCGUGGUUCUAGUAACGCAAGGACCAAAAUAG
Zophobas morio is the source of this 1395-nucleotide messenger RNA. Its product is annotated as gustatory and odorant receptor 24-like. The coding region runs from base 58 to 1395 and encodes 445 amino acids. The record is from RefSeq and is a predicted model, not a curated record. Lineage: Eukaryota; Metazoa; Arthropoda; Insecta; Coleoptera; Tenebrionidae. The transcript is spliced from 4 exons. Gene Ontology annotation, cellular component: axon; dendrite; membrane. Gene Ontology annotation, biological process: chemosensory behavior; sensory perception of taste; male courtship behavior.